AUGUAUAAUGUUGUGCUAUUGUUCUUAAGAAAACCGUCUUGUUGCAACUCGGCUGACAAAACCACUCAUCGCUGCUCUUAUCGGGCUGACCGCCCACCACCCCCAAAUUUGAUUGCGGCCACGGGGUUAUCGAAGCACAGCAGCAUGGAUAAUUGGGGAUACAAUGGGCAAGACGAAGGGCCUUCCUGUGAUUAUCGACUACCGUACUGUACCGUACACGCUCAUCGACCCACGCCGGCACUAGUUUCGAGACCCGAAUUGCGGUUAUUGGAGCCUUUGGAUCCAGCAUUACUUCGACCGACCUCCAUGCCGAAUUCUAACCGAUUUUCACAGCCCCCUCCAUAUCCAGCGGCAUGUAUCGAUAGUCCACCCGCUUAUACGCCACACCCAAUGUUUGAUGAUGGAUGGAUAAAUUACAAUAGAGAACCUGGAUAUCAUUACAAUCAACAAAUAGCUAGACGACAAGCCAGAGCACGACGACGAGUCCCACAUCACCAUCGCGACACGUUCUCUCGUAGAAUUUGGCGCAACAAACGACUCCUCUAUGGCUCUGUAUUCCUAUUUCUCAUUGCCCCCAUAGCCUUAAUGUUUAUUAUUAUGGCAGGUGUUGGUGUGCUC
Molecule: messenger RNA, 618 nt
Organism: Mesorhabditis spiculigera
Lineage: Eukaryota; Metazoa; Nematoda; Chromadorea; Rhabditida; Rhabditidae
Source: the annotation of a GenBank genome assembly